UCACCCCCAGGGCUCAGGCCUCUCUUGCUUGGGCAUGAGACACCCCCUCCCCCGUUAAUCCCCCUGCCCCGCUAUCUCGCUGGCACAGGCAGCCCAUCAAUCACCGAGCUGAACAAAUCAACCUGACACCAGCCAAUUUAGGGAUCAGUGUCAGGUCGCCCGGCUAGUGAGUGGCGAUUGCCAGCCGGUCCCCCCGUCACGCGCAGGCCUGCCGCACCUUCCGCUGCCGAUAUAAAGCCCCUGGGGGCGCCGGGGGUGGCACAGACGGGCCAUGGCCACCAUCGUACUCGCCCUGUUCCUGGCGGGCUGCCCGCUCCUGCGCUGGACGGCUGCCUCCGCCGUGCAGAAUCUGAGCAGCGUGAUGGACGCCAGCGGUCACUGCGUCUGCACCGUCAUCCUGCCCGACGACACCUUCCCCCUGCGGCGGAUCGAGCUGCUGGAGACGUCCGCCCGCAACCUGACCCUGCGUGUGCAGCGGGAGAUGGAGAAGCUCCAGGAAUACGGGCAGCGCCUGGCGUGGUACGAGGCCAAGCUGCAGAACGCCAGCCGCCGGCUGCAGCUGCUGGAGACGGGCGACCUGACCCCCACCGAGCUGGACUUCCAGGAGCUGCGGAAGGAGAUCGGCGAGAUGGAGUCCUUCGUGGGCCACCUCCGCUCCUCCCUCAACGGGAGCGACACCACGGUGGAGGUGGUGCACCGGGAGCUCCAGAACAUGUCGGUCACCGUGAGCGCCCUGGAGUCCUACGACAAGCACCACGUGGUGGCCAUGAGGCAGGAGCUGACCGCGCUCAGGCAGCGCUUGGCGGAGUGUCAGAAGGACAAGCCCCUGCUGGGACGGCAGCCGCCGAUGGGCACGUGCGACCACCAGGGGAUCUGGCGCAUCGGCAAGCCCACGGUGGUGCAGCUGAACUGGCGGGGCGCGAGCUACAAGGCCGGGGCCUGGGGCAAGGAGUCGGCCCUGCGCGCCGGGCGGAAGGAGCGCUACUGGGUGGCCCCCCUGAACCUGGACGGCCGGCGGCUGGACUCGGUGCGUCUCUACGGCUCCUACCAGGACCUGCUGCUGGCCCGGAACCCCACGGACCAGCUGAUCACGGGCUUCGGGCAGGGGGCCGGGCCGGCGCUCUACAACGGCUCCUUCUACUACAACUGCUACAACGCGCGGGACCUCUGCCGCCUGGACCUGGAGAGCGGGGCCGUCGACCGCAAGGCGGUGCCCAACGCCACCUUCAACAACCGCUUCUCCUACGCGGGCACCAGCUGGCAGGGCCUCGACCUGGCCGCCGACGAGCGCGGGCUCUGGGUGCUCUACGCCACCGAGCACAGCGAGGGCGACAUCGUCAUCGGCCGCCUCGGCCCCGGCUCGCUGGCCCUGGAGAAGACCUGGCAGACCUCCCAGUACAAGCCGGCGGCCACCAACGCCUUCAUGGUGUGCGGGGUGCUGUACGCCACCCGGGCGGUCAGCACCCGCCGCGAGGAGAUCUUCUACGCCUACGACACCCGCACCGGCCGGGAGAGCCGCCUCAGCCUGCCGCUGGACAAGGUGACGGACGUCGUGCGGUCGCUGAGCUACAACCCCACUGACCACAAGCUCUACAUGUUCAGCGAUGGCUACCUGCUUCGCUACGACGUCCUCUUCCGGCCCUAGUGCCCGGCCGCACGGCCAGCUCCCGGCGCGGGCCGGCCUCCCGCCUCCUCCGGCCCAGCCUUCUCCGUUCCUCCAUCCCCCUCCGCCUCCUCCGGCCCAGCCUUCUCCGUUCCUCCA
This is a messenger RNA of Mauremys reevesii (Reeves's turtle), 1762 nucleotides long. Its product is annotated as olfactomedin-like. The transcript has 5 exons. NCBI's taxonomy places the organism in Eukaryota, Metazoa, Chordata, Testudines, Geoemydidae. The record is from RefSeq and is a predicted model, not a curated record. Bases 272 to 1645 code for a protein of 457 amino acids. Gene Ontology annotation, biological process: signal transduction.